CAUGUGAGGAAAGUAAAAGUGAAAUUCCUUCUCUCCCCUGUAUAACACGUGAGGCUUUCUGUCCCUAGCUAUGCUAGCUCUUCUCUCUCAUACACAAAAAGCCCGCCAAAAUCUUUCUGUUCAUCCGAUCUCAUUUUAGUUUUGAAAAUGGCAGAAGGUUCAUGGACCUACGACGUCUUCUUGUCGUUCAGGGGUCCCGAUACUCGCCAUUCAUUCAUCGACUUCCUAUACUAUGCUUUGGUAGAGCAUGGGUUUUCCACAUUCAGAGACGACAACAAACUUAGACGAGGAGAAGCGAUUGGGCCCGGAUUGCUGAGAGCGAUUGAGGAAUCGAGGGUCGCCAUCGUCGUGUUAUCGAAAAACUACGCGGCCUCGAAAUGGUGCCUCGAUGAGCUUGAGAAGAUCAUGGAGUGCAGGAGGACUUUGAGUCAGUUUGUUCUCCCUGUUUUUUAUGGUGUAGAACCGUCCGAUGUGCGGCACCAGAGGGGAGUUUACGCUGACACAUUUGCCUGGCACCAACAACUUCACGGCGACGACCAGGUUCAGAGGUGGAGAGCUGCUUUGACUGAGGUUGCCUAUUUGUCGGGUCUAGUAUUGCCAGACAAUGACGGGUACUUUUUCUGAAUAUUCAAAUACCUAUUUUUAAAGUUUGACUCAUCCAACAAACUAUAUAUUUAUUUGAAGAGUUUGAUUACGUCAUUAUAAUCCAUGAUAUGAUGACAUUAUCUACAUUCGCAUAAAAUAAUUGAAUUAUUGUAUUACUAAUUAUUUUCUU
Molecule: messenger RNA, 775 nt
Organism: Cornus florida
Lineage: Eukaryota; Viridiplantae; Streptophyta; Magnoliopsida; Cornales; Cornaceae
Product: disease resistance protein RPV1-like
Exons: 1
Coding region: 148-624 (158 amino acids)
Biological process (GO): signal transduction
Source: RefSeq, a predicted model, not a curated record